Messenger RNA from Lutzomyia longipalpis, 1370 nucleotides. RefSeq names its product DNA primase small subunit (gene DNApol-alpha50). Gene Ontology annotation, biological process: DNA replication, synthesis of primer. The transcript is spliced from 5 exons. The coding region runs from base 82 to 1329 and encodes 415 amino acids. NCBI's taxonomy places the organism in Eukaryota, Metazoa, Arthropoda, Insecta, Diptera, Psychodidae. Gene Ontology annotation, cellular component: alpha DNA polymerase:primase complex. The record is from RefSeq and is a predicted model, not a curated record.
AUUCGCGGAAUUCUCGACUUGUAAACAAACAACAAAAUUUUUCUUCCUCCACAAAAUCUGUGAAAAAUCCUAUAAAAAACAAUGUCUGGUGCAGUGAAUGAAAAGGAUUUAAUGCCUGAGGAGUUUAGGGAGUAUUUGGUGGUAUAUUACAAGCGCCUCUUCCCAUAUAAACAAUUUUAUCAGUGGCUUUCGUACGAUGAUGAAAAUCUCUUUAAAAAUCGCGAAUUUUGCUUCACUUACGAUGGUGAAGUGUUCCAGAGGUACCUUACAUUCGACGAUCAGGAGCACUUGGCUAAGGAGAUGUGUGCAAAAGUUCCCUCAAAGAUUGACAUUGGACCAAUCAUGAAUGUCCGGCCCAACAAGUUUGGCCUUGCCCAGAACCUUCGAUUCCUUCAGCGAGAACUCAUUUUCGACAUUGACAUGACGGAUUACGAUGAGAUUCGCACAUGUUGUUCAGGAGCUGCAAUCUGCCAGAAGUGCUGGAAGUUUAUGGGUGUUGCCUCUGAGAUCCUCAAUGUGGCCCUGAGGGAUGAUUUUGGUUUUGAUAAUCUUCUCUGGGUGUUUAGUGGACGCAGAGGUAUCCAUUGCUGGGUCAGCGAUCUCAUUGCCCGGAAUUUGACCGCAGAGGUACGUGGAGCUGUGUCGCAGUACCUAAAUCUCGUGGGCAGGAAUGAUGGCUCAGAUCGGUAUGAUAUAGAUUGUGACUACAUGCAUCCACGCGUUCAGAGAGCCCUGACAACGAUUAAUUCAGUUUUCGAGGAGAUCUGCCUGCAAGAUCAGGAUCUCUUCAGCAACCCCGACAACAUUCACAAGCAUCUCCUCCGACGCAUCCACGACGACGCACUGCGGAGUGAAUUGAAGACUAAAUUGCUGGGUCUGCCGCACAAUUCCAAAAUAAUCUGGGAUGUCUUUGAGGGAUUUGUGAAUGGGAUCAAAGGGAAGAAUUCGCGGUAUAAGUACUUGAUUGAUGACAUCAAAAUCACUCUAAUCUACCCGAGGCUCGAUAUAAAUGUGAGCAAAGGCGUCAAUCAUCUCCUCAAGGCACCUUUUUGCGUCCAUCCCAAAACGGGGAAGAUCUGUGUACCCUUUACCCCGGGGACGUCAGCGAACUUUGACCCCACCACUGUUCCCACAGUCAAGGAUCUUUGCGAUGAAAUUCAUGCGUAUGACCAAAAAAUGGGAGAAGAUGCUGAAAAGUUCGACACAGGAGUUUCAAAUAUUCAGCACUACAAGAAGACAUCCUUGCACAAAGCUGUUCAUAUCUUUGAGGAAUUCAUCCGGAAAUGUGGAAAGACAGCAGAGAAGAAAAAAGAACUUCUUGAUUUUUGAAUAAAAGAGAAAUAUUUCUUAUUUAUACGAACUUGUAGAAA